This is a messenger RNA of Entamoeba invadens IP1, 2064 nucleotides long. RefSeq names its product serine/threonine protein kinase ppk15, putative. Gene Ontology annotation, biological process: peptidyl-serine phosphorylation; peptidyl-threonine phosphorylation. The coding region runs from base 1 to 2064 and encodes 687 amino acids. Lineage: Eukaryota; Evosea; Mastigamoebida; Endamoebidae. The record is from RefSeq and is a predicted model, not a curated record. Gene Ontology annotation, cellular component: cytoplasm. Gene Ontology annotation, molecular function: protein tyrosine kinase activity; protein serine/threonine kinase activity; ATP binding. The transcript has 3 exons.
AUGACUCACAUCAAUUUGUCGUCCUCUGUUUUUCGCGCAACAGAAAGCAUUCUAGAAACAGACAACCGCCAUCACCCGGACACUCGUGCAGUCACAAAACAACUGAGUGGACGAAUCCGCGAAACUUAUUGGCACAUAUACCCCGACGAGAUUUCGCCAUACACAAACCAAACAAUUUCCGUCCUUUCAGAAAUCACAGACGAAACGACAAACUCGGGCUUCGAUAACGAGGAGUACGAUUUGAUAGUAAAAGUUGGUGAUGUCUUGGGAAGUGCAACGAGUUAUGAAGGAAGAUAUUACUCUGCGAAUCCGGAGACGGUGAGUAGAUAUCAAAUAGAAGACCGGCUGGGGUGUGGGAUGUUCGGGCAGGUCUUUAAAGCAAAGGAUUUAUCGAAAAGCAGAGAAGUCGCUGUUAAAAUACUUAAAUCGAAAGGAGCGUAUUUCCGACAAGGAAUGCUUGAAAUAUCGAUCUUGUCAAUGUUGAAUGAUGUGUAUGACAAAGAUGGGUCAAAAAAUACAGUAAGGAUGUUGGAUCAUUUUUUGUAUUGUAAUCACUUGUGUAUAGUAUUUGAAUUGCUUGGUUCAAAUAUUUAUCAAAUGUUGCAAGAGAAUGAAUAUCAAGGAUUUAGUAUCUCAGACGUCCGGAGAUAUAUGACACAAUUACUUCAAUGUCUCGAAGUUUUAUUUGACGCUCAUAUUAUUCAUUGUGAUAUUAAACCCGAAAAUUUGGUAUUUGAUCCAACGACAAAUGGGAUUAAAGUUCUUGAUUUUGGGUCAGCUUGUUUUGAUAAUUACACGCUUUAUACAUAUGUCCAAUCUCGUCAUUAUAGAGCGCCAGAGAUUAUAUUAGGUAUUCCUUAUAAUAAUUCCAUUGAUAUGUGGAGUGCUGGAUGUAUAUGUGCCGAGUUAGUGUUAGGAAUACCACUGUUUCCGGGGUCCUCAGAAUUUAAUCAAUUAUUUAAAAUAACAGAUAUGCUCGGCAAUUUUCCAAGUCGGUUGCUGGAGCAAGGAACAAAAACUUCGUCUUUUUAUAAUAAAUUGGGGAGUGGAGAAUCGUCGCGAUAUAUUAUGAAACAACCAUUUGAAUAUGAAAUUGAAAAUCAUUUGCGUCUUGAACCGAACAAGAAAUACUACAAAUUCAAAACCCUUCGAGAACUCAUUAUGAGAAUUCCACUGCAAGUAUCAAACAAUUUGAGAGACGAAAUUAAUAACACAACAGAAAUACGAGCAGCACUGUUGAACUUCAUAGAGGGAAUGCUCGAGUUCGAUCCUAUGAAACGGUGGACCCCAUCACAAGCUCUUUGCCACCCUUUCAUCACUCAAAGUCAAUUCUUCGGGAGUUGGUCACCCCCUGCUGGGUUAUCUACACCUCGUCAAGCGGAAGAUGGCACGUUUGUGUCAAUAACUUCAGAAGAAUUCACACGAAAGUGCUUUGGAAAUGAGUUGAUUCUUCACGGACUGAACACAGCAGAGUAUUACGACAUUUGUACUGUUGCACUGCAAAUGGGAGAAGUGGUGAAUAUCACAUGUCCAAAUCCUUUACAACUUCCACCAAUGACACCAGUGACUUUUAGAAAAACAUUUGAAAAUAUGCACAAGAGAGGAAGAAGUGGGUCGAAUGGACCAAAUCAACGCAUUACAAUGAGGCGGUCAUCUUUAUUGAGAAGUCAAGAAAACAUCGCACGUCUUGCUUUGAUAAGAAAUCAAACGCCACGAAUGGUAGAGCAGGAAAUUAAAGAGGAGGGGUUCAUUGAAAGUGGAUGUUUGGCGACAGUAAGAAGAAGAUUUGAUAGUUGCAAUCCACGAAUGACACAUACCCCAGCUAGUGACUUCAAGCUGGUCAGAAACGCAGGAGUUAAAGCGACGGAUGUGGGAAGCGUGAAACUCGAGCAAAAUGAAGGGGAGGUUGAUAGAAGUGUUGCUAUUGUCCAAGAACCAUCAAACGUUAAUAUUCCAAUCAUCCCAAUUCCAAUUCGAAAAAAUACUAAGGAGGAAGAAAACUUCGAGUUUGCACCACUCUUCAUUUUCGGGCAAGAAGGAAAAGAUAAAGAAACACCUAUUUGA